UUGCCUGUCAGCGCCUGCGCGUACACCGCUUUCCUGUUUCGGCAAACAUGGCGUUGAAAGAGCUGUCCUCGUUGGAGAAAUGCCUGGGGUUGAAAAAGCCAAAUAAAUACAGUACUCAAGGAGAACGAAAGGUCCCUGUUCUUCAGAACAACAAUGGCCCAGCUUUGGUUGGUCUGGUCACCAUAGCAUCCCACCUGGUCCAUGAGGCCAAGAGGACAGAGCUGUUGGGAAACUCAGCUGAGCAGAGAGCGGUGGUCCAGCAGUGGCUGGAGUACAGAAUAACCCGACUGGAUAACUGCUCUAAAGAAGAAGUCAAGGUCAUACUAAAGGAACUGAACCAGUACCUGGAGGAUAAGGUCUAUCUGGCUGGAAACAGCUUUACUCUGGCAGAUACUCUGAUGUACUAUGGCAUCCACCACAUCAUUAUGAACCUUGCUGUACAGGAGAAGGAGAAGUUUUUGAACGUGACCCGGUGGUUUGACCACAUCCAGCACUAUCCAGGAGUGCGUCACCACCUGGCCCCUGUGGUCGUUCUGAGGAAUAGAGUGUAUCCCAGCGGCCAGCACUGACCCCUACCUAUUAAACCAAGCAGUAUGGUAGUGGAGGUCGGGCCUGGGGUCUCUAUCUUUACCACGCUGUACUGCCCCCAGCAGGUUAGGUUUUACAUACUAAAACCCAAGUCUGAUAAAUCAUCAGGGGAAGUUCACAUAUUUGGGAAGAAACAGACUGGUGUCAAGCUAAUCUGUCUGGUGUAUGUGUAUAUGUAUGUAUUUGUGUAGUCGGCCAUGCAAUUUGGCAAAUUUUAACUUGUGUGUGAGGUCAUGGAUAAGUGUAUUUAUGAAGGCUAGACUACAACAGGUUUUAGGGUAGAAGGGAAAUGUGCUGCUCAGGUAACACAGUGGUUAAGGAAACAGUUUCUGUUUAUUAAUAAAUUAACUUUCUCAGCUAGGAAUGAAUGUCUUUUCUACAAACUUGAGGAACAAAAAAACUCUAUCACACAGACAUCUAGCUAGACUAAAAAGCAAAGAAAUGUGAUCAGCCAGACCCAGGUGGAUAUACAAUAGUUCAGACUGACUCAGGCCAGUUGACAUCCUUAAAUAUCUAGUAGCCUGUUUUGUUUUUUUGUUUUUCUUUGUUUUUUCCAAUCAUUUUUUAUUUCGCUCUUACUCGCUCUCUCUCUCUUACUCCCUCUCAGCUGCAGUACCAGUAGUUGUGUGGGCAGGGUGGAAUGGUUAGCCUGGCUUGGCGUGUUUGUGCUGUGGGGCAGAGGGCAGGCUACCAGCUGCAGCGGGCAAGCCAGCGCCACGUCUCUCCUCCACAGCCAGCCAGCUGCCGGGAGCGACAACCACGCACUACACGUCAUUUCACCCACAGUCCCCCUCUCUGCUGCCCUGGGCUGGAAAAUCCUAUUGAGACACAACACUCCAGUGUUUUUCAUCGCUAUCCAACUGGGUACUGGCUGAAGAACUUGCUAUAUCACAAAUGUAAACAUUUCAGAAUGACGGAUUUUUUGAGUCUUUGAGGAGCUUGUGACAUAUAAAGUUGUCUGUUUGCAAAUUAAAUUGUUAGUAAGUCGAGAAAGCGAAUUCAGGGGCAUGCGUCUCUCAGACAAGGGGAGAUUUAUUGUUUAUGAGCUGCGUGUAUCUGAAAAACGUCGUCUUGAGCAGAUUUGAGCCACUGUCUGCAAUGCACACCAUGUGGCCAGGCUGGUUUGGAGCCGUUCUGUCCGCAGUCUUUGUGGUGGAAAAUCCUCCGAUAAUGAAAGUUUGGGAAAAGCAGCCCCAUUGUGUGUUCACCUAUCUGCUGUGCAUAUGCUGACAAACAUCCCUCUGUUCUUUUUAUUGUAUUUCCUCUCUCAUAAGCCUCCUUUAUGAAACGGCUGCUGCUCCCAAGCUGAAGUUUGUUAUUUAAUGUCAACAGAAACUUGUCUUGUGCCAAUAAACGAAAGAAAAAAGAGAACGCGCA
This is a messenger RNA of Pygocentrus nattereri (red-bellied piranha), 1965 nucleotides long. RefSeq names its product eukaryotic translation elongation factor 1 epsilon 1 (gene eef1e1). The transcript is spliced from 4 exons. Gene Ontology annotation, cellular component: aminoacyl-tRNA synthetase multienzyme complex; cytoplasm; nucleus. Lineage: Eukaryota; Metazoa; Chordata; Actinopteri; Characiformes; Serrasalmidae. Gene Ontology annotation, biological process: positive regulation of DNA damage response, signal transduction by p53 class mediator. The coding region runs from base 48 to 569 and encodes 173 amino acids. The record is from RefSeq and is a predicted model, not a curated record.